Molecule: messenger RNA, 450 nt
Organism: Caenorhabditis remanei
Lineage: Eukaryota; Metazoa; Nematoda; Chromadorea; Rhabditida; Rhabditidae
Exons: 3
Coding region: 1-450 (149 amino acids)
Cellular component (GO): cytosolic small ribosomal subunit
Molecular function (GO): RNA binding; structural constituent of ribosome
Source: RefSeq, a predicted model, not a curated record
AUGUUCAUCCCGAAAAGUCGCACCAAGCUUAUCUACGAGUACCUCUUCAACGAGGGAGUGACUGUCGCCAAGAAAGACUUCAAUGCCAAGACUCACCCAAAUAUCGAUGGAGUUUCCAACCUUGAGGUCAUCAAGACCUUGAAGUCCCUCGCUUCCCGCGAGUUGGUCAAGGAGCAAUUCGCUUGGCGCCACUACUACUGGUACUUGACCGACGCCGGAAUCUUGUACCUCCGCGAGUACCUUGCUCUCCCAGCUGAGAUCGUCCCAGCAACCAUCAAGACCAAGCCAAGAGAGAUCCGUGUCCCAGCAGAAGACAGAGUUCCACGCUCCGCUCAAGGAGAGAAGGGAGACCGUGAAGCCUACAGAACCGAGAAGGUCACCGAGGCUGGACCAGGAGGAGCACCAGUUUUCAGAGCCGGAUUCGGACGUGGAGCCCCACCACCACAAUAA